This is a messenger RNA of Emericellopsis cladophorae, 1107 nucleotides long. RefSeq lists its product as uncharacterized. Gene Ontology annotation, biological process: transmembrane transport; oligopeptide transport. Gene Ontology annotation, molecular function: dipeptide transmembrane transporter activity; tripeptide transmembrane transporter activity. Lineage: Eukaryota; Fungi; Ascomycota; Sordariomycetes; Hypocreales; Bionectriaceae. The transcript has 3 exons. The record is from RefSeq and is a predicted model, not a curated record. Gene Ontology annotation, cellular component: plasma membrane; fungal-type vacuole. The coding region runs from base 1 to 1107 and encodes 368 amino acids.
AUGAACCACGAGGACACCACAGCAGAGCUGCAUGAGGCCAUGGAGUCGCGCCAGACUGGCCCUCACAGGGACAUGACCGGUGGCUACAUUGGUGGUACUGCUGCCAACGCCAGGGACGAGAAGCCUGGCUUCGACGCCGAGGCCGUGCCCACCCUCGAUGGCGAGGAGCCCAGCGAGCAUGAGAAGCGUACGCUUCGUCGUGUCGGCGAGAACCUGCCCGCGUCCGCCUUUCUCAUCGCCAUCGUGGAGUUGACCGAGCGUUUCGCCUACUACGGUGCCCAGGGUCUGUUCCAAAAUUACAUCAGCCACAGCCGCAACGGCUCGGACGGUCCCAAGGGCCUGGGUCUGGGACAUCAGGCGGCCACCGGCCUCAAUUUGGCCUUCCAGUGGCUCUGCUAUGUCACGCCCAUCCUCGGCGCCAUCGUCGCCGAUCAGUAUCUUGGCAAGUACAAGACCAUCAUCGUCUUUGCCGGCAUCUACUGGUUCGGUCUCGUCAUCCUGUGGACCACGUCUCUGCCGGCCUCCCUUGACGCCGGCGCCGGUCUUCCUGGUUACAUCGUGGCCAUCUUUGUCAUCGGAUUUGGCACCGGUGGUAUCAAGUCCAACAUUGCCCCCCUCAUUGCGGACCAGUACCAGCGCCGCAUCAUGGCCAUCAGGACGGAGAAGUCGGGCGAGCGCGUGGUCAUAGACCCGGCCGUCACCUACCAGAGGAUCUACAUGAUCUUCUACUGGUGCAUCAACCUUGGAGCAUUGUCACUCAUGGCGACACCGUUCAUGGAGAAGUAUUGUGGCUUCUGGUCCGCCUAUCUCAUGUGCUUCUGCAUGUUCAACGUCGGCAUCGCCAUCCUCAUCCUGAGGCGCAAGAGCUACGUCAACCGCCCGCCCCAGGGGUCGGUCAUUACCGACUCCUUCAAGGCCAUCGGCAUGAUGAUCGCGGCCCGUGACACUAAUGCCGCCAAACCCUCCUGGCGCGAGGCCCACGGCAAGACACAGGCUGUGCCUUGGAAUGAUCAUUUUAUCGACGAGCUGAAGCGUGCCCUGCGUGCCUGCAAGGUCUUUGUCUUCUGUGAGUAUCGCCUUACACCGCGUGCAGCUCCCGGAUGCUGA